AUGUGGCGUAUCAUUGGCUUCCCAACAUGCUUUACCCGUACCUUGCCUUCAACCACCACCAUCGUCCAUCCUGUGUUUCUGAUGACAAAAGGCAACUUCAGCACACCUGGUACCUCACAAGCAUCGCGAAUAUCUGUCGGAGGGAGGAGGAAUAGGGUGGUCCGCAACCAGGACUGUGUCAAACGAGUGGUGGUGGCAUCUGCUGAACGAGCAGCCCAGCUUCGAAGCAUGAAUCUGCACCAGAGAGAACAGUUUCUUCAGGCCGAACAUAGUGUCACUGCACCCUCAUCUGACUUCGACUACGAUGGAAUCAACAAUGAGAUGGAUCUUCCAAGUAUCAUCCCCCCCAUUGGCGAGGAAGGUUUUGCAGUUAGUCAUGAUGGCAGGGAGAUGGAGCUUUAUGAGGAACUGGGCCAUGCCUUAUCAUGCCAGCGAAUUCGUAUCAAUGAUCGCAACCGUCAUGACCAUACAGCCAGACUUGUAUAUGCAUGGGCAGACCAGUACAAAGCCCUUGUCGAUGCAUAUCUCCAGUUUCGUCACCAAAAUCCUUUGUUAGCAUCCCUCGACACAAGUAUCCCAGCUUCUGAAGACACCUUUUCAAUAUGUGUUAUUGACAUCUUCAAACGACAGCAAGGCUCAUUGCCAUUGCAGCCAACUGUGGCCAUCACCAUACAAACACUUGAGGCUUAUCGUCAAACACAUCGUGUAUACCCGAGGCUCAGUAUUCAUGCAGAGGCGAAGAAGUUAUGUCACUUGCACAGUAAACUGAUGGAAUGA
Molecule: messenger RNA, 777 nt
Organism: Suillus bovinus
Lineage: Eukaryota; Fungi; Basidiomycota; Agaricomycetes; Boletales; Suillaceae
Exons: 7
Coding region: 1-777 (258 amino acids)
Source: RefSeq, a predicted model, not a curated record